CGGUUUGCGCAUGUGCAUGGUCACACUAAUUACUCAGUUUCCCAGAAAUCCGAAUAACGCAUGCGCAGAGGGGGUUGCCUGACCGUGGUAAACAGACGUCAGAAGGGAGUCUUCGCCUCGAGUCAAAACAAAACAAAACAAGUCAAAAGAUCCCGAAGGAGUGAAAAUUAGGUCCACGGAAACGUCCGGAGGUUUUACAAAACUCGCCAGUGUUUAGAACGGUUACUUGGGAGAAGUUAUCGGAGGCUUUUCGCGGACUUUUUCACGGAUUGUAAACUCUGGAGUAGCAGGAGCUUAACCAGCUAACGUUACGGAGGCUAUCGUGCUGUUUUCAAAGUGCGGCGAGUGGGAGCCGACAGACCGCCGAGGCGACCCAACUUCACCCAGCGCCGGGGAAUCCGCUUUCUAGUGCGUUCGCUGAGACCGCUGCGCGGGGAUUGGCCGAGCUGCGGGCCGUGCGGGUCGAGGGGGUUGUGUAACCGCUCCUUGGAGCAUCGUGUGCGGCGGCAGGAGUGUGGAGAAACAUGGCAGAUGGUGACAUGCGCCCGGCCGCAAUGUGGCUGAUCGUGCAGACCUGAGGCUCAGACUUUUCUUACGGACAUUUGUAUAAUUCUUACACUUUUUCUGAACUCCAAUAUUACCCAGACCGGCUCUAAGUGUUCCCUCCACUUCAGUUUGGUUGGUGAUUUGCUGCGGCUCUGACCCUCAGGCCAGAGACGUUUUGUUUUUUCCAAUUUUUGGCCGUCGCUUAGAACAGUUUUUUGAACAAUCAGACAUUUUACCAGGAUUGGAUUGGAUUGGAUCCUAAACUCUUACUGCGUUCUAGUCAUUGUUGGAUUUUAGAAAAAAAAAAAGUUUGUGUGGAGUUAUUUUGGCCGGGGAGAGCCUAGACAUCACUUUGUUUACAAGUGUAGACAGACGGUCUCUCCUGGGAACGUCCUUUGUAACAGUAGCCAGCUAAUCCCUUUUUGUAGCGUUUAUAGAUUUAAAAAAAUAACUACCAGGUUUGAAUAUGAUCAUUUUUAUAGAAUUUGGUCCGAAACUGAUUCUGAAUUUUAUAGUUUUCCGCUAAAUUAUAAUCUUAUAUUUUGAAAAUAUAUAUAUACUUUUAUAAGAUAUAUCUUUUUGACAGAUAUUUAAAUAGUUAAUACUUUAGGAAUUCAAUAGGCACGACCUAUUAAUUAGUUUUCAGGUGAGCUAGAACCUCUGUCAAGCCAGAUGUUUGGAUGCUCUCUGCCACUUCUGUUUUUUAUUUCACUCAAACAAAGGAACUCCCAUCCCAACCAUCCUUCAAUCUAUAUAAAUCAGAAGGUUUAUGAUAGUUACUAUUAAGGAGAUUAUUUGGGUUCCCUAAUCUCCAAUCUGAGGAUUAACCCGGGCUAUUGGUGUGUCCAGAUUAUUACGUCUCUUUUGUAGGCUCCUCAGUGGGUGAAGCAUAUUGUUUUUAUUUUGUUUUCAGGUGUGCUUUUUUAGCAGCCGCCUUAAAGUGACGUUUGCCUUUUAAAGGUAGAUGUUUUAAGUGCAUCCCAUCUUUCUGGUUGCGUGGAAAUUGAGCGAGCCGCCAUGGAGGAGUCACCGCUGCCCCCGAUUGACCCAGAUUUUGAGCCGCAGAGCAGACCCCGCUCCUGCACGUGGCCGCUGCCGAGACCCGACAUCUCUGCUGUCAAACCCGAGGGCGCGGAUGGCACCGAGUCCGCCGCCGGGACCCCGCCCGCCGACGAGGACAAGUCCGAGCCGCAGCAAAUCACGUCCGAGCCCGAGAAAGCGGCGGCGGCGGUGGAGGGCGGAGUCGUGGCCGGCGUGGGCGGGGCCGGCGUGACUCCACGCAAGGGAUCGUCCCGGCGCAACGCGUGGGGGAACCAGAGUUACGCGGACCUGAUCAGCCAGGCCAUCGAGAACUCGCCCGAGAAGAGGCUGACCCUGGCACAGAUCUACGAGUGGAUGGUGAAAACAGUGCCUUACUUCCGAGACAAAGGAGACAGCAACAGCUCAGCAGGCUGGAAGAAUUCAAUCCGCCACAACUUAUCACUCCAUAACAAGUUCUUGAGGGUUCACAAUGAGUCAACAGGUAAGAGCUCCUGGUGGAUGCUCAACCCAGAAGGAGGAAAGACUGGGAAAGCUCCACGCCGCCGGGCCGCCUCCAUGGACAACAGCAGCAAACUGCUGAAGAGUCGCAUGAGGGCCAAGCAGACGAAGAAGCAGGCUGGAGCUGCUGGUCUGGGAGCCAGCAGCGCGGCACUGCAGGGUGACGGCAGCACAGGUUCAGCUGGCGCAGACAGUCCCAAUUCAUCCCAGCAGUUUCCCAAAUGGGUCAACAACAGCAGCCCCUCGUCCCGCGGCAGCAUGGACGACAACGACAUGUGGACCACCUUCCGUCCACGCACGAGCUCCAACGCCAGCACCCUCAGCGGACGCCUGUCUCCCAUUGCUCCUGGACAGGAGGACGACGACAACCUGCCCGACGACGGGCUGCUGGGGAGAUACGCCGGCAGCAGCCUGACCCCUACUCUCACUGAGACCCUCAUGGAGGAGUUGGAUCUGAUCGACGGCCUGACACUGAUGACUGGGCCUCAGGGAGGAGCCAGCCCCAGCACAGCUCCGCCAGCACCUCCCACUCCACUGCCCUCUGCCUCCACCCUCCUGCCCCGUGGCUCCGGCUUCUCCUCCUUCCAUCAUCUGCAGCCAUCCAGCCUCCCGCAGGCCCCUGUUCACAACGGGACCCAGGCCUCUGUGUCUCAGUGUGGCCCCAGCAACAAAGAGCCAUCAACCUUCAGCAACUCCCUCUUCAACCCAAUGUCCAGCUCCGGCUCUCGUGGCACUGGACAGUACAACCCCCACGUACCCUCCAGCCUGGAGGCGCUGCUCACUUCUGAUUCCCCUCCUCCAACCGAUGUCCUGAUGUCCCAAGUGGACCCCAUGGCCAAUUCCGGAGGUGUAGGCCUGAUGGGUUUGGGCUCAUCAUCUAAACCCAAUCAGCUGCUUCUGAGUAAAGGACUAGAGCCUAACAGAGUGGCCCCCAUGGCGCUGCAGGCCCAGAUGCAGCCACAGCAGCACCACAUCCACCACCAGCCGCGCCAGCAGCAGCCACAACAGCAGCAACAGCACCAGCACCACUCGCAGAUGGAGUUGGGGAUGAUCCUCUCAGGAAUGUCUCAGGACCCACCUCAGCUCUCAACUGUCAAAAUCCAGCAUGGGACGCUGUCUGCUGUGUCUGCUGCUGCUGUAAAUACUCACCAUGGCAUCAGUUCGACUAAUCCCAACGCGGCUCUGCAGGCGAUGGCUCAGUUCCCAGCGCCCUCCUGCUUCCCCACCAUUCAGGACCGACUGCCCACAGACUUGGACAUAGACAUGUUCACCGAAAACCUGGAUUGUGAUGUGGAUUACAUCAUCAACAGUGACCUCAUGGACGGAGACGGCAUCGAUUUCAACUUUGACCCCAUACUGCCAGGGGCCCAAGGCUACCCAGGCCCGGCCACCACACAGGGCUCUGCUCACAACUGGGUGCCCAGUUAGGUCCUGAGCGGAUCCCACACUGUCAGCCAGGAAGUGAUCACCAAUCAAAACAACCUCACAGGUGCAGUCAGCCUCCCUGCUGGACAAAGAUACUGCUUUCAAAUUCAACGCUACUCUCAGACUUUAAAGACAAAAGCCAGACCUCAGUCAUGUCACGUGCCAAGACAUGUAGAGGACAGGGGGCAGAUUCAGGCUACUAUGCACACUUUCUUUUUUUUCCAGUUUUUUAAAAAAUGACAUUAACACUUGCAACACUGGCUGCUGGCCAUUUGAUUUGAUGAGUGAGGAGACGUGUGGCAUCAUGUUUUUAGUGUGAAGAGACCUUCACCAGAAGAGCUUUAAGAUGAUUACAGUACCCUUUGAUCUCAAAGGGUUUGGUAUCCCCUCGGUUUACUGCAUUGGGCCCAAAAGGCCAGAUUUCCAUCAACACAUGCCGAACGUGACUGAACACCUGAAGGAGGUGCGAUGACUCUGCUGCGCCUUCCUCCAGAGGAAGGGUUUCACCACAGGAGUUGAUGAAUAUUGAGCACAGUGACUGUUUUGUGCACAAGUGAACAAUUCAAAACUGGAUGACUAGAGUUGGAGCAUUUUUGACUCCGCGUUGGCUUCACAUCUCGCCAAAAUGCGCAUCUGAACUCUGAUUAUGUGUACGAAUUAUGUUUCUCAUGUUGGAGGAGCAGAAUGGUAGAUGAUGAUGCAUCUGUUUCUCCAACAGUCAAGAGCGUAUUUGCAGUUUGGCAUUUUUGACUUCAAUCCAGUGUGGUUACGUAGAUGUCAGUUUUUUUAAUCCCUGAUGUGCAGUUAAACUAACCAAAUGAAGAAAUGUGAUUUGUGACUUUACACACGGGGCAUUCACGUGUAGUUUUAUUUGCCAACCAGUGAUUCGUUGGCCAAGUAUUAUAUUGUCUUGGACAGUAAUACGCCUCAACUGUCAGAUGGUCUACCUGAUUUCCUUUCUUCAAUCCCAUGCAUUUUCAGAGCACUUAGGUUUCCUGCGACACAGGGACCCCAAACUAAGAGACAGCAUCCACGUUGGAUUGUACUAUUUCAUCAUGGAUUUAAGUCCUGUACGAGAAAAGACACGGCGCACCUGUUGCACAGGCGCGUCGCACCAUGCAGAUUUAUCAGAAGAACAAAAUGAAAUCUUGAAGGAAAUUUGAAAAAUGUCUUCUUGAAGGGUUUUGCUAUUUAACGUGUGUCAGUGAGGUGACAGUGGGUGUGGGUGCUUGAUGUCAGAAUAUCCUCCCACUUUAAUUCUUCAGAACUAGCGUUCCAGGAAAUUAAUUCACUGUGUGAGACGUUCAAAAAAAGAAUUUAUUUGAUUAUAGUUUUAAUAUACAAUUUAGAUGGAGGUAAUAAAUGAGAUAUUAAUACAUAAGAAUAUAUUACUAAUGACAAGUGAUGUUUUUUACAUUGGAGGAAGAAUUUUCAGAUCGUUUUUAACGGUAAUUUUCUAUACUUUUAUUUUUGUAAAGGAUGAACUGCAUGUAGAUUUUUUAAAUAACCAAAGGAACACUAAUAUUUGCAUUUGCAUGGCAUUUAGAGUGAGCUUCAGCCUGACACAGUAUCUCAUUGUACAUACGCUUCGCAAAAGGCGCCUGUAACAUCAAAUUUGACAGAUACUUGACCUUUUAUAACUAAAAGUUUCCUGUCUCUGCCUCAAUGUCUUUCUGUGCACAGUUAAAAGGAAUCUGUGCUGGAAACCUUUGUCGUCCCACUUUCUCAUCUCAGAUUGAGACUAAUAACACAGCCUUUACCUCUCAGGGUCACUCAGAAGAAAAGCAGCAGGAAAACAGUCCUGCACAAAUAUAAUCGCACCACGUGACUAAAGCAAAUGCGAAAUUCGUUUCACGCCUCUUUCUUUUUUCUCGACGGACUGAAAGUAAUCGGCACGUCUUUGCUUUGUUUUUGUUUUUAAGUAGUUGAAUUGGCUGCAGCCAUGUUUAGCAGUACUAGGCUCUGCUCCUCCUUUGGCCAAACUUAAAACACUAGAGCGUUCUGUAGCAAAAUGGACUUUAAUCGCUCUCCCCAUUGAAGAUCUUGUGUUUUGUGCUUGUAUUUAAUUACACAUCAGAAACCAUCCCUGUAGUUUAAACUCAGCAUUCAUCAUUUCACUGUAGUCGUGUUAGCCUCUGCUUUGUAUAAAGUUUCUCUUCCCCACUAAUGUUUUUGUUUUCUAUUGAAUGGUGCUAGAUGUCAUGUGUAUUGUAACCUGAGGUACGCCACGCUGCAGUGGGUGCGUAUCAGGGCCUUUGUUAAAUUGUUUCAUUUUCUCUAUUCAUCACGAUCAUCUCAAUGUUUUUAUUUUUCUGUAUCAUAACCCCCCCCCAACCUGGUCCCAAACUAAAGACCAGCUUGUUAAAACUGCAUGAUUUACCUUUUAAUUUACAUUGUAACAUAAUUAUUUUAGGAAGCUGUAUAUGCAACGACCCCCUUUUUGACUUCACAAUGGUCAGGUGUUGGUAAUGUUAUUAACAGCUGAUAGGAUGGUUGCAGCAGGUGAAGGCGGGCAGUGUGUGUGAAUCUGCUGCACCAGGUUUUGUUGUCUGUAGUUUACUGUUUCCUAUUAAAACAGACAGGCAAGCUGUUAAUUCCCUUGUAUGCCCCCCUCCUAAUUAAUCACAAUUAUUUACUUUUUCUUCCGUAUAGUCGUAAGCAUGUAGUCCCCUUUACAUUUGUUUUGAAAUUUAAAAUUGCCCUACUUGAUCCAGUAUUUAGCAUUUGAUAUUUUGUAUUUUGACUUUCCAUAGUGGAGGGUGAGGGGGUCAGGGGACUGAUGAGCUGUGCAUAAGCCAAUUAUGACUUUUGAUUAAUGUUGAUAGUUUUUUUUCUUCUCUGCCCCUUCAGUCUUUACACAUUAUAAAGUCAGCCAGAGGUGAGAAACUUUUCUGAACAGCAGAAAUAAAUUCAAUAAAAUGUUUAACCCA
Messenger RNA from Betta splendens (Siamese fighting fish), 6440 nucleotides. It is a transcript of the gene foxo4, whose product is annotated as forkhead box O4. Gene Ontology annotation, molecular function: DNA-binding transcription factor activity, RNA polymerase II-specific; RNA polymerase II cis-regulatory region sequence-specific DNA binding. The transcript is spliced from 3 exons. Lineage: Eukaryota; Metazoa; Chordata; Actinopteri; Anabantiformes; Osphronemidae. Gene Ontology annotation, cellular component: nucleus. The record is from RefSeq and is a predicted model, not a curated record. The coding region runs from base 1564 to 3513 and encodes 649 amino acids. Gene Ontology annotation, biological process: regulation of transcription by RNA polymerase II.